ACAUUGCCAUGUGAGACACACUGAAAACUUAAAAGACAAAUAAAAAGCAGCUUCUUCCAAUGGGCGCCAAAUAAACCCUCCCUCCCAAAAUUUAGUGUACCCGCCAACGCUGAAAAAAAAAAAUCUUUGUCAAUGAUAACAUCAAGAGGCACACCAACUACACUUGCAAACAGAAAUCCACAUUCAUUUUUCUUUUCUCUGCAGAAAAAUAAGGGAUUUGAAAAGAAAUGGGUUCCGCUGCGCUCCUAGAUUCAUCUGUUCCAAGUGAAUCUGAACCUUCUCAGACAUCAGAUUCAGGUGUUAAAAAAGGUAAGAGUAAGAAGAAAUCUGUAGCUUCCAAAACCAAAGAGGAAGUUAUGGGUGCAAAUAAACAGAAGAAGCGGACAGCAUCGGCGAGAAGUGAACAGCCUUCUGGUACCCGCAAAAUGCCCAAGCGAGCUGCAGCAUGUAAAAGUUUGAAGGAGAAAUCCUUUUCCAUAUCCGAGAAAUCUUCUCUCAUUGAAAUGAAGAAAGAUCAGACUGUAGAUGAAGAAAUUGUGGCUGUUGGCUUGACAGCUGGACAAGAUGAUGGUCGUCCAAACAGAAGAAUUACUGACUUUAUUCUUCAUGAUGAAAAUGGUAAUGCACAGCCUCUGGAGAUGCUGGAGGUUAAUGAUUUGUAUAUCUCGGGCCUUAUAUUGCCCCUUGAAGAAAGUACUGACAAGAAAAAGGAGAAAGGAGUCCGAUGUGAAGGCUUUGGUAGAAUUGAAACAUGGGACAUCUCUGGUUAUGAAGAUGGCUCUCCAGUGAUAUGGCUGUCUACUGAAAUUGCUGAUUAUGACUGCUUGAAGCCAGCUGCUAGUUACAAAACAACUUAUGAUCAUUUUUAUGAGAAGGCUCGCACAUGCAUUGAAGUGUACAAAAGACUUGCAAAGUCUUCUGGUGGGGACCCUGAUAUAAGUCUUGAUGAGUUACUUGCUGGCAUGGCUCGGUUGAUGAGUGGUAGCAAGUGCUUUUCUGGAACUGCAUCUAUAAAAGACUUUAUUAUCAGUCAGGGUGAAUUUAUUUAUAAGCAGCUCGUGGGCUUGGACAUUACAUCCAAGGCAAAUGACAGGUUGUUUGCAGAUAUUCCUGCUCUUGUUGCUCUUAGAGAUGAGAGUAAGAAACAAGCAAACUAUGCACAUGCACAAGUAAUACCUUCAAAUGGGAGUUUAAGAAUUGGAGAUGCAGAGAACAAGAAACACACGGAUUCAAUGACUUGUGAAGCUGAGGAAGAUGAAGAUGCAAAGUUGGCAAGGCUAUUGCAGGAAGAAAUAGAUUGGAAAUCCAUGAAAGCUAAGAAAAACUCCAGAUUUGCUUCUUCCUCUAACAAGUACUACAUCAAAAUUAAUGAAGAUGAGAUUGCCAAUGACUAUCCGCUUCCAGCAUAUUAUAAGACCUCCCUUCAAGAAACUGAUGAGUUUUUAGUUUUCGAUAAUGACUAUGAUGUGUAUGACCCUGAAGACCUUCCACGAAGCAUGCUGCACAACUGGUCUUUAUACAACUCUGAGGCAAGAUUGAUUUCAUUGGAGCUUCUUCCAAUGAAACCUUGUUCAGAUAUUGAUGUUACUAUCUUCGGAUCAGGUUUGAUGACUGAAGAUGAUGGUAGUGGUUUUCAUUUGGAUACUGAUGAUGGCCAAUCUUCAACUACUUCAGGAGCACAGGUUGAUGGAAUGCCAAUUUAUCUGAGUGCCAUAAAGGAAUGGAUGAUUGAAUUUGGCUCAUCCAUGAUUUUCAUAUUAAUCCGGACUGAUCUUGCCUGGUAUAGACUUGGCAAGCCAUCAAAGCAGUAUGCUCCUUGGUAUAACACAGUAUUGAAAACUGCAAGGCUUGCUAUCAAUAUUAUCACUAUGCUGAAAGAGCAGAGCCGAGUGUCCCGACUUUCCUUUGGAGAUGUUAUAAAGAAAGCUGCCGAGUUUGCCCAUGACCAUCGCUCCUAUAUUUCUUCUGAUCCAGCUGCUGUUGAGAGAUAUGUUGUUGUCCAUGGACAGAUCAUUCUGCAACUGUUUGCAGAAUUUCCUGACGAUAAGAUCAGAAAGUCUCCUUUUGUGACUGGACUAAUGAGCAAAAUGGAAGCACGGCACCAUACUAAAUGGUUAGUAAAGAAGAAUAAAAUCGUACCUAAAAGUGAACCAAAUCUAAAUCCUAGAGCUGCAGUAGCUUCUAUUGUGUCCAAGAGAAAAGCUAUGCAAGCUACUACAACAAAGCUGAUCAAUAGAAUAUGGGGAGAGUAUUACUCAAACCACUUGCCAGAGGAUUCAAAAGAGGGAGCAGCAACUGAGCCAAAGGAUGAGGAUGAAGUUGAGGAGCAGGAUGAAAAUGAAGAUGAAGAUCCUGAGCAGGAGACAUGUUUGGAGGAAAGCCCAAAGUCACAUUCAGUUUCAAAACAGCCCAAAACAUUUUCUUCAGAAAGAGAAAUACGAUGGGAUGGUGAUCCUCAGGGUAAGAUGAGUUCUGGAUAUCUUCUUUAUAAACAGGCUGUUAUUCAUGGGGAAGUGGUUGCUGUAGGAGGAUCUGUGUUAGUGGAAGUUGAUGAAUCAGAUGUACUUCCGGAUAUUUAUUUUGUUGAAUAUAUGUUUGAAACAAGAAAUGGAGGAAAAAUGUUUCAUGGAAGGCUAAUGCAGCGUGGUUGUGAAACUGUUCUUGGCAACACUGCAAAUGAGAGAGAGGUGUUUCUCACUAAUGAGUGUAGGGACUUGAAACUGGCGGAUAUAAUGCAGCCUGCUACGGUAGAUAUUCGGAAAAGGCCUUGGGGAUGUCAGCAUCGAAAACAAAACAUUAUUGCGGAUAAAAAUGAUAGGGCUAGAGCAGAAGACAGGAAGAAAAAAGGGUUGCCUAUUGAAUAUUAUUGCAAAAGUUUGUAUUGGCCUGAAAGAGGUGCCUUCUUCAGCAUUCCAUUUGAUUCUUUAGGCCUGGGGUCUGGCAUUUGUCACUCUUGCAAAUUAAAUGAAGAUGAAAAGGAGAGAGAUACUUUCAAAGUAGUUUCAUCUAAAUCUGGUUUUGUACUCAGAGGGACUCAGUAUUCUGUUAGUGAUUAUGUUUAUGCAAGUCCUUUUGACUUAGAUGAAAGGACAGAGCAGGCAACUCACAAAAGUGGGAGGAAUGUAGGGCUUAAACCUUAUGUUGUGUGCCAACUGCUGGAGAUCAUUACUAAAAAGGACGUGAAACAAGCUGAAAUUAAAUCCACAGAGGUUAAAGUCAGAAGGUUUUACCGACCAGAAGAUAUAUCAAGUGCGAAGGCAUACUGCUCAGAUCUUCAAGAGGUAUAUUACAGUGAUGAAACCUGCACAAUAUCAGUAGAAUCCAUAGAGGGAAAAUGUGAACUCAGAAGGAAGAAUGAUAUCACUGAAAGCAGUGCCAUUGGAGUGUUACAAAAUGUAUUUUUCUGUGAGCACUUGUAUGAUCCUGCAACUGGAUCGCUCAAGCAGUUGCCAGCUCAUAUCAAAAUAAAAUAUUCAAGUGGAAGCUCUGGUGAUCCUGGAGCUAGGAAGAGAAAAGGAAAGUGUAAGGAGGGAGAAGUCACUUCAGAGCGUGCAAAAGAAGGAACAUUGGAUGAAAAACGUUUAUCAACAUUGGACAUAUUUGCUGGCUGUGGUGGUUUAUCGCAGGGGUUACAACAGUCAGGGAUUACAUUAACUAAAUGGGCCAUUGAGUAUGAAGAACCUGCUGGGGAUGCAUUUAGAGCCAAUCAUCCUGAAGCAUUGGUGUUUGUUAACAAUUGCAAUGUUAUUCUUAGGGCUAUUAUGGAGAAGUGUGGGGACACAGAUGAUUGUAUCUCAACAACUGAGGCUACAGAGUUAGCUGCAAAACUUGAUGAGAAAGAACUGAGUAGCUUACCAAUGCCUGGCCAAGUUGAUUUCAUUAAUGGGGGUCCUCCAUGCCAGGGUUUCUCGGGUAUGAACAGAUUCAACCAAAGUACUUGGAGCAAAGUCCAGUGCGAGAUGAUAUUAGCAUUCUUAUCCUUUGCCGAUUAUUUCCGGCCAAGGUAUUUCUUGUUAGAGAAUGUGAGGAAUUUUGUGUCCUUCAAUAAGGGGCAGACAUUCCGUUUAACCUUGGCUUCACUUCUUGAGAUGGGUUAUCAGGUGAGGUUUGGUAUCCUUGAAGCUGGAGCUUUUGGAGUUUCACAGUCAAGAAAACGUGCAUUUAUAUGGGCAGCCUCCCCAGAUGAUGUGCUUCCUGAGUGGCCAGAGCCAAUGCAUGUCUUUGCUGCACCCGAGUUGAAAAUCACAUUAUCAGAAGGUGUUCAGUAUGCUGCUGUCCGCAGUACCGCAAAUGGUGCACCAUUGCGUGCAAUAACUGUUCGGGAUACUAUUGGUGAACUCCCGGCUGUGGCGAAUGGAGCCUCUAAAGCAAACAUGGAGUAUAAACAAGAGCCUGUCUCAUGGUUUCAAAAGAAGAUUCGCGGGGAUAUGGCUGUCUUGACUGAUCAUAUAUCAAAGGAGAUGAAUGAGUUGAACUUGAUUAGAUGUCAGAAAAUUCCUAAGAGACCAGGUGCUGAUUGGCGUGACCUUCCAGAUGAAAAGGUAAAAUUGUCUACUGGACAAGUUGUUGAUUUGAUACCAUGGUGUUUGCCAAACACAGCUAAGCGCCAUAAUCAAUGGAAGGGACUGUUUGGUAGGUUGGAUUGGGAAGGAAACUUCCCAACUUCUAUCACAGACCCUCAACCAAUGGGGAAGGUUGGAAUGUGCUUCCAUCCAGACCAGGAUAGGAUUCUUACUGUUCGCGAAUGUGCUCGAUCACAAGGUUUUCCUGAUUGCUAUCAAUUUUCUGGUAACAUCAUACACAAGCACAGACAGAUUGGUAAUGCUGUUCCUCCUCCUUUGGCAUUUGCAUUAGGCAGAAAGCUUAAACAAGCCGUGGAAAGUAAGAGCUCUAUUUAGGCAUUCAUCUUUUCAUAUUCUUGGAUUGGACUAGUCUUCAAGAAAUUGUAAAUGUUUUUAGGGUAAUUCUCAUAGCUUCAUGUAACCAAAGAAUUCCUUGUAGACAACGCAAAACUGGUUACUGUCAAAUUGGAUUUCUCUUGAUGAGUGAUGUUUUAGAUUUUUUACUGUUAUUUACUUAUUUUACCAAAGAAGGCGAAAAUAUUGUACUUUUCAAGAUUGUUGUUUCUUGAAAACGUUUUUUCGUAAUGCAAUUAAUUUUAA
This is a messenger RNA of Arachis ipaensis, 5162 nucleotides long. RefSeq names its product DNA (cytosine-5)-methyltransferase 1. The record is from RefSeq and is a predicted model, not a curated record. Gene Ontology annotation, cellular component: nucleus. Gene Ontology annotation, molecular function: chromatin binding; DNA (cytosine-5-)-methyltransferase activity; DNA binding. Lineage: Eukaryota; Viridiplantae; Streptophyta; Magnoliopsida; Fabales; Fabaceae. Gene Ontology annotation, biological process: negative regulation of gene expression via chromosomal CpG island methylation; DNA methylation-dependent constitutive heterochromatin formation.